Messenger RNA from Eriocheir sinensis (Chinese mitten crab), 1848 nucleotides. RefSeq names its product cytochrome c oxidase subunit 7A1, mitochondrial-like. The transcript is spliced from 3 exons. Gene Ontology annotation, biological process: mitochondrial electron transport, cytochrome c to oxygen; regulation of oxidative phosphorylation; mitochondrial respirasome assembly. NCBI's taxonomy places the organism in Eukaryota, Metazoa, Arthropoda, Malacostraca, Decapoda, Varunidae. The record is from RefSeq and is a predicted model, not a curated record. Bases 107 to 463 code for a protein of 118 amino acids.
AAGGCACUAGUCUCAGAACAGCUCCACGCCUCCUCGUCCGUCCGUCCUUGCCAGCCAGAAAGCAAGCAGAGGUUCAGCCGAGGAUCCUCACGGCCUCAUCAACGCCAUGAAGUACAAGUUUAAUCCUUUCACGGGUCGUCUCAGUGCCCCGAUGCCGCUCGAGGUCCCCAGCAAGUUCGUGAAGGGGAUCGCCGAAAGUCCGCAGAUGCAGUUCGUCGUGGCCACGCGGAUCGCUGGCACGGACCCGCCGGCGCACCGCGGCAGGUACGCGCCGGUGCCGCCCAGGCUGCUGAGCAAGAUGAAGCUGUUCCAGGUGCCCAACGGCCUGCCAGUGCACAUCAAGGGCGGGCCGAUGGACAAGAUCAUGUUCGCCAUCACCUCCGCCGUGUGUCUCGUGGGCUUCGUCGAGUGCUUCCACGUCUGGUACACGCUCUCCUACCCUCCGGCGCCCAAGUCAGACUAGACGCACAUAUGUACACACUCCCAUAGGCUUCGUGGAGUAAAGGGGCUUCGAUGACGUUUAGUACACACUCUCCAAAGUCUCCGUCAUCAAAGUCAGAGGACGCAUCGAUGUUUACGCUUCUAUAGACGUUGAGUAUAAGGGUUUCGUCAGGCAUAAGGGGUUCAAGUACCGCCACAUCUAAUACAAACACUCCUACCCUCAGCCACCCCAGUCAGUAGAAGGAUCGAGUUUAAGGGUUUCGUUAAGUAUAGGGGCUUGGUCGAGUACCGCCACACCUUGUACACACUCUCGUACCCUCAGCCACCCCAGUCAGUAGAAGGAUCGAGUUUAAGGGUUUCGUUAAGUAUAGGGGCUUGGUCGAGUACCGCCACACCUUGUACACACUCUCCUACCCUUCCCACCCCAGUCAGUAGAAGGAUCGAGUUUAAGGGUUUCGUCAAGUAUAGGGGCUUAGUCGAGUACCGUACACACUUGCCUACCCUCAGCCACCCAAGUCACGAGUAAGCGCAUCAAUGUAUACACUUAUUAUAGGCUUCGUCAAGAGAGGCUUCGUCGAGUAUUUCUAAAGGCUAUGUUAAGUACUUCAGCGUCUCUGGUACACAAUCGGUCACUUUCCACCACAGUUAGCUAGUCUGUGUGGCCAAUUUCAAUUAGUAUUCAUAUCAAGAAAAUAAUAGAUUGAAAACUGAUCUCGGGUAUAAGAAAUUGAACCACACGAUUUUUCCGUCUAUAUUUUGAGGACAGUUCAUUUUCAACCCUCGUUAGGUUUUUUUUCUAUAUCUGAUAUCAGUUUUAGUAGUUAUGGCAAGGUGUGUGCAAACUGGCAAGCAUACUCUGUUUAGUAAAGUGCGUGCGAAUCAGCGUGUUAGUCAGAAAAGCACGUACACAUGAUCAAAUAGUAGUUACACCCACCAUGUCCUAAGCCACGCAAGACCUCGAGGAAAGACAGAGAAAGUAGGGAUCUAGGAGUACUAUGCAAGUGUGUGUGCGUACGUGCACGUGUGUGAGGGGGGGAGAGUUUUGGAUGGAAGAGUGACCGGCAGAGAGGACGAUGCAAAAAAAAAGGAAAAAAAAGGAAGGAUUGUUUACUGUCGAUGUCAUGGACGCCCCACUGGCCUGUCUAUCUGUGGCUGCUCCGUGUGGUGGUGGUGGUGGUAGUGAGGGUAGUGGUGGUGGUGGUGGCGGUGGUGGUGUGUACAUAAAAAUCGAUCGCUGUCCUGUAGAAGGAGGUUAAUUGUAGCAACAGCUGGUGACCGAAAGGCUUCCCACACGCUGCACUACAGACAAUAACGAUGUAAAAAGUACUGUUAUGGAUUAUGGUAGACUAUAUUAAUUUAUCUUGUUGGUUGUAAAAAGAAAAUAAUGAAUAAAACUUGAAAACAGCA